Messenger RNA from Magallana angulata, 1834 nucleotides. RefSeq names its product AP-1 complex subunit mu-1. The transcript has 11 exons. Gene Ontology annotation, biological process: intracellular protein transport; vesicle-mediated transport. The coding region runs from base 132 to 1400 and encodes 422 amino acids. Gene Ontology annotation, molecular function: clathrin-cargo adaptor activity. NCBI's taxonomy places the organism in Eukaryota, Metazoa, Mollusca, Bivalvia, Ostreida, Ostreidae. The record is from RefSeq and is a predicted model, not a curated record. Gene Ontology annotation, cellular component: clathrin-coated vesicle; clathrin adaptor complex.
ACUUGCGCCGGCAAAAGGAAGAUGACAGGUGUAACUUCCGGCAUAAUUUAAUUUUGAUGAAAUCGGCAAAUUGAAGAAGAAAUCCGCUAAUUUUGUUUGUAACGUACAGGUGAAAGUAAUCUGGACCAGCCAUGUCGGCAUCUGCUGUAUAUUUGCUGGAUUCCAAGGGAAAGGUGCUGAUAUGUCGUAAUUAUAGAGGAGACAUUGACAUGUCAGUUAUUGACAAGUUCAUGUCUCUUUUAAUGGAAAGGGAAGAAGAUAUGAAUGCCUCCCCCAUCAUACAGCAUGGCAACACAACCUUUAUUUUCAUCAAGUAUAAUAGCUUGUAUUUGGUUGCCACAUCCAAAAAGAAUGCCAAUGUUACCAUGGUCUUCUCCUUCCUUCAUAAGCUAGUACAGGUAUUUAUUGAAUACUUCAAAGAACUUGAAGAGGAAAGCAUCAGAGAUAACUUUGUUCUAAUCUAUGAGCUACUAGAUGAAGUAAUGGAUUUUGGUUUUCCACAGACAACCGAUAGUAAAAUUCUUCAAGAAUUCAUUACCCAAGAGGGUCACAAGAUGGAGGUAGCACCCCGACCCCCACCUGCAGUCACCAAUGCUGUGUCAUGGCGAUCCGAGAAAAUCAAGUACAGGAAAAAUGAGGUGUUCCUUGAUGUCAUUGAAUCAGUAAAUCUACUAGUCAGUGCCAAUGGUAAUGUGCUUCGAAGUGAAAUUGUUGGAGCUGUGAAAAUGAGAGUGUACUUAUCAGGGAUGCCUGAGUUGAGACUGGGUCUCAAUGAUAAAGUGCUGUUUGAGAGUACAGGGCGUGGCAAGAGCAAGUCAGUGGAGCUUGAGGAUGUGAAAUUCCACCAAUGUGUCAGACUGUCAAGAUUUGAAAAUGACAGGACAAUUUCCUUCAUUCCACCAGAUGGAGAAUUUGAGUUAAUGUCUUACAGGUUGAACACUCAUGUGAAGCCAUUGAUUUGGGUUGAGUCUGUUAUUGAGAGGCAUGCCCAUAGCCGCGUUGAGUACAUGAUAAAGGCCAAGAGUCAGUUCAAGAGGAGAUCCACUGCCAACAACGUUGAGAUCAUCAUUCCAGUUCCUGCAGAUGCAGACUCACCCAAGUUCAAAACAACAGUUGGCAGCUGCAAAUAUGCUCCUGACAUGAAUGCAGUCAUUUGGACCAUCAAAUCAUUCCCUGGAGGCAAGGAGUACUUGAUGAGAGCACACUUUGGCUUACCUAGUGUUGUAGCUGAGGAGAGUGAGGGCAGGCCCCCGAUCCAUGUUAAAUUUGAGAUUCCUUACUUCACUGUAUCUGGCAUACAGGUGAGAUAUCUGAAGAUCAUUGAAAAGAGUGGAUACCAGGCUCUCCCAUGGGUACGCUACAUCACACAGAAUGGAGAUUAUCAGCUCAGGACGCAAUAGUGUCAAAAGAAGAACACGGACAAAAAAUGGAACAAAUCUAGAGAUGGCAAUGCAGCCAUUAAUGGCCAUUAAUUCUACUGUAGUGCUGUAAAUAUCAAAAAGAAAAUGUUUUGGUUUGCUUCCAUUAUAAAUGAGAAAAAUACUGAACAUUUUUUCUUAAACAUAUUAACCUUCUUUAAAAUUGAUACCAACUUAAAUCAGCCCAUGUAUAAGUUAUUAUAUAAAUACCAGGUUUUAAACAUGUUCCAGAUUAUUUAAAUCCUGGAUUCAUUCAUAUUUAAUGUUUUAAAACCUUUGUAUUUUUAAGAUUUUAAGAAGAAUCUUAAUUUGUGUUCCAAGAGAUCUUCAUGCACGCUUCAUUGUAUUUAAGUAUUUAUGGUAAUAUUAUGUCAUAAUUUCUGGUGGAAAAUAAAAAUCUCAGUAAUGUAUUAAUA